UUGGAAAGUUGGCGGCGCAAUAUAUUUUUGUUUGACAAUUUGAUAUAUUUAAAUACAAUUUUUGCAAAAUGGCCGCCCAGGUGACUCAGGUGCAGCGGUUCUUCAACGGGUACAAGCAGGAGGUGAGCCGAUCACUGCGGGAUGCGUCCAAGCCGUGGACCAAAGUCUUCGAUGCCGUGGAGGAGAAGACCGGCGUGGACAGGGUCAAUAUUUUCGCAGGUGCUGUUGGUCUGUGCGCCCUCUACCUGACCUUUGGCUGGUGCGCCCAGAUAUUGUGCAACAUUAUUGGCGUUUUGUAUCCUGCAUACAUUUCCAUCCAUGCCAUCGAGUCGAGCACAAAGCAGGAAGACACCAGGUGGCUAAUCUACUGGGUCACUUUUGGCAUCUUCACUGUGAUUGAAUACUUUUCGGGUCUGCUAACCUCGCUGAUUCCCUUCUACUGGCUGCUGAAGUGCACUUUCCUCAUCUGGUGCAUGCUGCCCAACAAACAUAAUGGUUCUACCAUCAUCUACCAUAAGCUGGUGCGACCGUACUUGCUAAAACAUCACGAACCCGUCGACAUGACCAUUGAUAAUGGCACGAUGACGCACGACUAGGACCUCGUAUUGGUUACGUUUAGCAAUAAAUUUAGAUUUUUUUUUUUGAACCAGAAAGAAAUCUCCGUUUGUUAAACAUAAAAA
Drosophila santomea is the source of this 680-nucleotide messenger RNA. RefSeq names its product receptor expression-enhancing protein 5. Bases 69 to 596 code for a protein of 175 amino acids. The record is from RefSeq and is a predicted model, not a curated record. Lineage: Eukaryota; Metazoa; Arthropoda; Insecta; Diptera; Drosophilidae. The transcript has a single exon.